This is a messenger RNA of Tetrapisispora phaffii CBS 4417, 1464 nucleotides long. RefSeq names its product Vvs1p (gene VVS1). Gene Ontology annotation, biological process: monosaccharide transmembrane transport. Lineage: Eukaryota; Fungi; Ascomycota; Saccharomycetes; Saccharomycetales; Saccharomycetaceae. Gene Ontology annotation, cellular component: membrane. Bases 1 to 1464 code for a protein of 487 amino acids. Gene Ontology annotation, molecular function: hexose transmembrane transporter activity. The record is from RefSeq and is a predicted model, not a curated record. The transcript has a single exon.
AUGGAUGAACCUGUAAUGCCUUAUUCGAAGUCUCGAUUGAUUGCUAAUCAUUUUAUUUUUACUAUUGCCGUAAUAUGUUUGGGGUCAAUGCAAUUUGGGUAUCAUCUUGCUGAAUUGAACGCUCCUCAACAAUUUUUGUCAUGUUCUGAGUUUAGUGAUAAAUUUGAUGAAAUUCCAUAUUCUGAUACCUGGUUAGGUAGACACAAUUUAGAACAGUGUAUUCCAUUGGAUAGCACUCAAUUGGGUACUGUGAUCUCGAUGUUCAGUGUGGGAGGAUUAGCAGGUUCUUAUUUUGCAAGAGUUAUUUCAAACAAAUACGGCAGAAAGAAAUCACUUAUUCUAGGUAAUUUAUUGAAUGUCGUUAGUUCCUGGAUACUUUUUGCCAGCAAUAAAUACGGUUCUUUAGUUCUAGGAAGAACCUUAAGUGGGUUUGCUAGUGGUGUUAUUAUGGUCAACGUUCCUCUAUUUAUUAACGAAAUCACUCCAUUGCGUUUGAAAGGGUUGAUGGGUUCGAUGAAUCAAGUAUCCGUCAAUUGUGGUAUCUUGGUGACACAAUUUGUUGCGUUGUUUUAUGCAAACUCAUAUGACUGGAGAUGGAUUCUCUUUGUAGGCAUUGUCCUAGGUUUGUUGAAUUUAGCUCUCGUUCUCAAGAUUAAUGAAUCUCCAAAAUGGUUGUGUCUUAAUGACGACGUUUUUGGAGCUGAACUUGUCUUGUUAAAGUUACGUCAAGAUAGAGAAGUGGUUGUUAGAGAAAUUGAAGAAAUCCAAAAUGAAUUGGAACCUAAUGACAGUGCAGAUUCAACAGCAGACCCUCUAGAUGGCCAUCACGAUCGUCGUUCUCCAACAUUAUGGGAAUACAUUUCGAAGAAAAAAUACUCUAAGCCACGUACUGUUAUUACAAUGCUACUAAUGGGACAACAAUUUGUAGGUAUCAACUCGAUCAUCUUCUAUGGUGUCAAAGUUGUUAACAAUAUAGCUCCAAACUGGGCUAUUUCCAUAAACUUUGGAAUUUCAUUAAUGAAUUUAGCUGUCACCAUAGCUUCUUCUGCUAUAGUUGAUAAAAAGGGGCGUAAACCUUUGCUAUUACUAUCGGUAUCGAUAAUGGCGAUAACCUCAUUUUUCAUAAGUGUGAGUAUCACUCAUAAACUCGUUUCUUUGUUGAUAAUCUCAUUAUUUGCGUAUAUUGCUGCAUUUGCCAUCGGAGCUGGACCUAUUCCAUUUUUAAUAAUCUCAGAAUUAUCCAAUGCAACAGACUCAGUGACUGCUCAAAGUUAUGGUACGAUCUCGAACUGGAUCGCAGUUUUCAUAAUCGCUUUCUGCUUCCCAUUCCUUCAUGAUCUAUUCGGAGGGUAUGUUUACACAUUGUUCUCACUAUUUGCGCUAUAUUUCACUUACUAUAUCUACAAGAGAGUCCCAGAAACGAAGGGCAAGUCCAAUUAUUCUCAAGUAUGGUCGAAUUACUAA